UAAAGCCUAUUCACUUCCUGAUCUGCAAUAGCAUGUAUAUGCUGCAUAUAGCAUAUAUAAAGUCUGUUAACAUGAUGAUGCUUUUACAGAUUUUGAUCUUUUGCAACAUCCUGUAAUUCUUCAUAGUGACUAGAUGAAAUGAUAUGGUGCACUGAAAUAUUACAAUUGAUGUGAGAAAAAAGCCAUACAGAAAAACGUGUUACAUAUAUUUGUUGUUGUGUUGUGCUGUGCUAUAUUUUUGAGUUUCUGACAUGUUCACUGCCUGAGGGGGAGAGGGAGGAGUCUGUUUUCACACAGAUACAAGCCUUCUGAAUGAAAAUGAAAAUGAAAAUUGGAAUAUCAAAGACAAGAGCAGCACCAAUAUUAGAUGCCAAAAUCCCCUGAUGUGAUGAUGAGCACUGAAGUUUACCAGCAGCAGUAUGACGUCUCCAAGUUCCUGAGGAUCAAGCCAAUGGCUGUGGGGAUAUUGGAAAUCUUGAUAGGUUUAUCAGCACUUGGUUUGACAAUCUGGAAUGAUAGGCUUUUUCUUCUCUGGUCACCAAUUGUUUUCAUUAUAAUUGGAGCUCUAAUAUUAUCGGCUGCAAUCACAUGUAAACCACGUUUGGUAAAAGUCUCUAAAAUAUUCAGUUGUGUAAAUUUUGGAGUUGCGGUUUUCUCCCUAUACUCUCACUUUCAUAUCCUUUUUAGUUUGUCCUGCCAUCUCCUAUUGUUAUGUGAUAUUCUGAUAUUAAUCUUCUCUCUUGCUGUUGCCGCAACCUUCUGUCCCUGUUGUUGUAAACCAAAGUCAAGACCUGUCACGGUCAGUUAUAUGAAUACCGAUUUGCCUGCCAACAAUAUUGUGCUGAUGGGCCAGCCGGACUGUUCUGCAACGGCACAUCCUGGUUCAGUCCUGUACACGAUGCCAACAGCAGGUGGCCAAGCCUCAGCUACACUUCUGCCAAUAUGGGGUUUAUUUUCCAAUGCACAUCCACCAAACUACAUUCCAGUACCAAUUACAUCUCCACCAAACUACAAUCCAGUACCAAUUACAUCUCCACCAAACUACAAUCCAGUACCAAUUACAUCUCCACCAAACUACAAUCCACCAAUUACAUCUCCACCAAACUACAAUCCAGUACCAAUUACAUCUCCACCAAACUACAAUCCAGUACCAAUUGCACCUCCACCAACCUACGACCAAGUCACAGCUGCACUUCUACCAAACAACAGUCCAGUCCCAAGCGCACCUCCACCAGAAUAUCAGUAUGAAGAUUUACAGGCCAGAAGAUGAACUAGAUCUCC
Messenger RNA from Pimephales promelas (fathead minnow), 1281 nucleotides. RefSeq lists its product as uncharacterized. The record is from RefSeq and is a predicted model, not a curated record. Lineage: Eukaryota; Metazoa; Chordata; Actinopteri; Cypriniformes; Leuciscidae.